Molecule: messenger RNA, 1059 nt
Organism: Perkinsus marinus ATCC 50983
Lineage: Eukaryota; Perkinsozoa; Perkinsida; Perkinsidae
Product: Ectonucleoside triphosphate diphosphohydrolase, putative
Exons: 10
Coding region: 1-1059 (352 amino acids)
Biological process (GO): nucleoside diphosphate catabolic process
Cellular component (GO): membrane
Molecular function (GO): UDP phosphatase activity; GDP phosphatase activity
Source: RefSeq, a predicted model, not a curated record
AUGCGAGAUGUGGUGCCAGCCCGACGAGAUGCUCUGAUGAAAGAGUGUAUUCGAUACCUCAAGGAGACGCCAUUCUAUUUUAGAGAGGAUUACGCCCAAGUGUUAUCAGGCGAGGAGGAAGCGGCUUUCGGGUGGUUAUCUCUCAACGCCGAUAACCGCACGCUUGCCGGCUACAAUCAAGACGCUAGUCUCGGUUGGCUUGAUAUGGGAGGAGCCUCCUUCCAAGUCGCCUUCGUCCCAACACGAGCGCAUUAUGUCUUGCAGAAUCUCUUCCCUCUAGCUUUGUCCCCCAGAGGAUAUUCCUCCAUUCGACUGUACACGAAGUCGUAUCUGCACUAUGGUUUGGUUGAGGCUAACAGACGAGUGAGCGCCGCGAUAAUAUCGAAGGAACUCCUGAGGGUGGACUCUGUGUCAACCAUCAACAAUCCCUGUUACUUUAAAGGCAUGGACUACCAGCCAGACUUCGCUACUGCACUAUUCCAAAUACCUUUGGCAGUGGCAGACUCACUCGGCUUGCACGCUACUGGAAGCCUUGAGGAGUGGCACCAAGCAACCCGGCGUGUAUGUUCUAUGGCUUACAAGGAGUUCACGACAACCUAUUCACACGUGAAACAUCGACGUCGAGAUGGGCUCUGCUUUGACGCCACUUAUCUCUACGUUUUGCUUAGUGAGUUUUUGAAGUUCGGAUCGGCAGUAAAUACAACUCUAGAGUUUAGAAAGUACACGAGAUCUGGGAUAGAGCUCGACUGGACAUCAGGGAGCGUUACCUACACUGCGAGCGCUACGCCGACAGUAACUAUCGCAGCUUACAGGAAAGAAGUUUCGCUGGCAUAUGUUGAGAGCCGGGAAGGCUUUCUGGGGGAAUUGAGCGAAGAGGCUUUGAAUGCUACAUUUGGGGAGACAGGACUCCGAGGAACCAAGCCUCUGUUCGUGGAUGACUCCUUCCCACCAUACUCGAAUGAUGAUGAUGAACUACUUGAGGAGUUGGAGCUCGAGGAGCUGUUAUCGUCGAGGGAGCCGGAAUUAGCAAGGAUACCAGAACUGGAUAUUAUGACUUGA